GUCGGCUGGUUGAACGUUUACGUGUAGCUAGCGGUGCACACUGUGUGAGCGUUUCUGAACAAAAGCCUGAAGACGAACAAAUCAAUAGCAGCAAUCGGCAUUUUAAAACGAAACAAUUGAUUAUCAAAUUAUAAAGGUCCAGAAGUGACCCUUCUCUCCAGCUAAGAUGGGAGGAGCUGUGAGCGCUGGGGAGGAUAAUGACGAGUUGAUUGACAACCUGAAGGAGGCACACUACAUCCGUUCGGACCUGGUGGAGCGGGCCUUCAGGGCCAUCGACCGGGCCGACUACUACCUGGAGGAGUACCGUGACAGCGCCUACAAGGACCUGGCCUGGAGGCACGGCAACAUCCACCUCUCAGCACCCUGCAUCUACUCUGAGGUGAUGGAGGCCCUGGACCUGCACCCGGGCCUGUCCUUCCUCAACCUGGGCAGUGGGACGGGGUACCUCAGCACUAUGGUGGGACUCAUACUGGGUCCAUUUGGUGUGAACCAUGGGGUGGAGUUAUAUGCUGAUGUGAUUGAGUAUGCCUACCAGAAGCUAGACUACUUCAUCAAAACCAGCGAAAGCUUUGACAAGUUUGAGUUCUGCGAGCCUUCCUUUGUGGUGGGGAACUGCCUGGAGAUCCCCUCUGAGUGCAGGCAGUAUGACAGGGUGUAUUGUGGGGCGGGGGUGCAGAGAGACCAUGAAGAAUACAUGAUGAACCUGCUGAAGGUGGGGGGUAUUCUGGUACUGCCCCUAGAGGAGAAGCUAACCAAGAUCACGCGUACAGGCCAGAGCAGCUGGGAGACCAAAAAGAUCAUUGCUGUGUCCUUCGCUCCCCUGGUGCUCCCCAAAGAUUACACCAGUAACAUCAAAACAUCAAAGACCGCCCCACUACCCACGUUUGAGGUGCGGACGUUGCAAGAGCUGGCUCGUAUAGCCAUCCGCCACACCCUGAGAGUGACCACGGACAACAGGGGGGGUCAGCAACGAGGCCGGGGCUCUUUUGGAGGAGGCAGGGGCCUGGGGGUCAGUGGGCUCCACAAGUACGGCCCGCGCUGUAAACGUCGACGCAUUCAUCGGCGCCACUGCAACUCUGUGGUACUGAGCAGUGCCCUCCCUACCUCCGCCCCCCUGGACAACAACAAUAACCGCGGGGGCCAGAAGGAGGAGGAGCAGGGAAGGGCAACCCGGGGAGCGGGAGAGGAGGCUGCGGAGGAGGAGGAGGAAGAAGAAGAGGAGGAAGCAGAGAGGGAGACAGGGGAGCUACUCCGGGCAGAGCCACCUAUAAACAUCUUGAGAGAGAGGAUUCUCUGUCUGCCCCUCCCGGAGCCUCUGAAGAUGUACCUGCUGUACUACCGGGAGAAAUGACUUCUCCACAGAUACAACUAACAGCAGAAAACAACCAAGCAACCAGCCUUGGGCAUCUACAACCCCUGACCCCUACCAUUCUUCUAGGCAGGGCAACAGACCCCCUGUUACUGACUUACUGACUGGGUCUGUAUCCCUCUUGUCCUCUACAUCAUCCUCUCUCUGUGUUUUUCUUACUCAAUGCCUUUUCUGUUGGUGUAAGAAGCAUAGAUAUUUGACCAGUGUAAUGGAAAGAGUUUCACCUCUGUGAUAGAAAGGCUCCCUGGGAAUCUGUAGCUUAGCUUUCUCAAUGGCACAGAUAUCUUUCUCUGACAGCCAAACGGAUCCAUUUUAACUCAGAGAGUUGGGUGGGUGUGAGUUUGUGAUCUAUCAUUCUGUGCUGUGAUUGAGCCCUGGACAUAUGGUGUAUGGUGGUGUCUGUUAUCUUGUUGGAAGACUUCUUAUUGGUCGUUACGUGCAGCCACAGGUUCCAGAACACGUUGGUUCAGGUCUUCAAUAAAGGUAAACCACUGGAUAUUGCUUUAGAGCCUUGUAAAAAUGGCAUAGCGGCCGAGCCAGAGGGGAAAUAGUUUGUAAUUUCAGUCGUGUCCAGAAGCCAGAGAGACUUUGUUUGGCAUAGUGGACAGGGAUUUGAGACCACACAGCUGGGAUUUUCCCUAUUAGACCCCCCCCCCCCCCAUUUUCCCAUAACAUCAUAGAUCUGUUCAGGGGAGCUGUUUGUGUGGAGUUGGAACUCUGUAGAUCAACAGAGCUUGCACAAUGAGUAUCAGGUAGGAUUCCACAGUGAGGCCAUUUUGUUUUUGAUAUUGCACAUCGUAACAUUGGUCUGAUCUGGUGUUGGUUGAGUGGAGUGGAGUGGAGCUGGUAGAGGUGCCUGUUGAAGAUGUGUGGAGCUGGUAGAGGUGCCUGUUGAAGAUGUGUGGGUGUGGAGCUGGUAGAGGUGCCUGUUGAAGAUGUGUGGGUGUGGAGCUGGUAGAGGUGCCUGUUGAAGAUGUGUGGGUGUGGAGCUGCCUGUUGAAGACGUGUGGGUGUGGAGCUGGUAGAGGUGCCUGUUGAAAAUGUGUGGGUGUGGAGCUGGUAGAGGUGCCUGUUGAAGAUGUGUGGGUGUGGAGCUGGUAGAGGUGCCUGUUGAAGAUGUGUGGGUGUGGAGCUGGUAGAGGUGUCUGUUGAAGAUGUGUGGGUGUGGAGCUGGUAGAGGUGCCUGUUGAAGAUGUGUGGGUGUGGAGCUGCCUGUUGAAGACGUGUGGGUGUGGAGCUGGUAGAGGUGCCUGUUGAAGAUGUGUGGGUGUGGAGCUGGUAGAGGUGCCUGUUGAAGAUGUGUGGGUGUGGAGCUGGUAGAGGUGCCUGUUGAAGAUGUGUGGGUGUGGAGCUGGUAGAGGUGCCUGUUGAAGAUGUGUGGGUGUGGAGCUGGUAGAGAUGCCUGUUGAAGAUGUGUGGGUGUGGAGCUGGUAGAGGUGCCUGUUGAAGAUGUGUGGGUGUGGAGCUGGUAGAGGUGCCUGUUGAAGAUGUGUGGGUGUGGAGCUGGUAGAGGUGCCUGUUGAAGAUGUGUGGGUGUGGAGCUGGUAGAGGUGCCUGUUGAAGACGUGGUAUGUCUGAAACUGUUGACCUACAUUAUGAUGAGUGUGGUUUAGAGACUUAUCUAAAGUGAUGCUAUUGGUUGACUCUAUUCUGUUAGCAGGUUGACCUUGGUAGACUGGCAGUGAAGACAAGGUGUGUUUUUGAGAGUCAGCAUUCCAGAGAAUAACUGUAGUCGACACUAUGAUAUGAUUAAGUCCAGAAGACGUUUCAGAUUCAACAUGAUCAUGAGACUAAGGUUGGCAAUGCUUCUUCAAUUGUUAUGACGGAUUCUGCUCAUUUCCAGAUUCAAAAGCACCUACUAGAGAUCAAAUUCUCUUUUUAUGUUCAGUAGAUUUAUUUUCCAAGAGGUCCUAUGAAUAUUUCCUAGUUCGUCUGUGUUGGGACAUUUUUAAUUGUCAAUUCGGGGUGAAACUCAUUUUAAAUUUGAUUCAUAGGUGGAUUUAAAUAGAGUUGAAUUGCAUUAGCUUUGGAAUUUAUUGGAUAAAGGUGAAAUCGACUCCAACCCUGGCAUGUACAUUUAUCUAAAUAUGUUCAUUUGGUUUACUUCAUAAUCAAUAGUGAAAGGAUCAUGUUUUUUCCCCUACAUACUAGUUGUGUUAUCCUAUUGGUCGAAAACAGCAUGAUGGGAUGGGAUGGGGGGGGGUAAAAAAAAAUGUAAACCAUUUUUAUUUUUUAUUUUUUUACUGGUCGAUGAUGCCAAUUAAUUUUGUUGAUGUGUGAAGGGUUGCUUAUCUUUUCUCCUGUCAUUCAAAACUAUUUGUUUUGUUAAUAUACAUUUUGAAGUGGAGUUUUGUGGUGUUCAUCAACACACGGGACAUUGUUUUGUGUGUAGUAUUUGGUUUGUAAUGCAACAGGAAAAUUAAAAAACGGACUAAAAUAAAUUUCAAAAAUUUGAUCUUAAUCGCUACAGAUAUUCCUUAAGUUAGACUGGAUGUUUUACCGUUUUUUGUCUCGACUCAAACUUUCACCCUUCAGUGCCAAACCUACAGUAUGUCGCAUGAAACUUGCAUUCUAGUUAAAAACUAUUCUCAUUUGUCCUUUUUAAUCGAACAUUUGGAAAGAUAAUGCUUUCUCGUUGAUCAAAUGAUCGAUAAAUCUUUAUAGUGACUUGGCCAGGCAGAUCGCUUUGGUCGUCCGACUGUGUAACAGUACACGUCUUGAGUUGUCGUGGUAGAUGACAAAGGCUUUGAGUCUUUCCCAAUCUGCCUUUUAUUCUGUGCUGUGGGUUAAAGGUCAAAGGUUAUCAUUUUGUGAAUGUAUGUGUUGUACUUCAGCAGUUUUGUAAGGAUGUUUUGGAAUUUGAGCUGUAUUAUUGAAUGCUGUUAAUAAAAUCCUUUAUGCAAAGUUGAGAAUGUAUAGCGCUUUAGUGAUUUAAACACCAGAUUCACAUGGAACAAUUUGUAAUUAAGUCUUUAAUAAAAGAAAUGUACAAAGAAAAAGAGGACUUCUGCAUUCCCAGACAGCACCAGAUUGUAGUGCACCAGCACACUCUUAACUUGGCUAAAACAAUAAUCAGAGAUUCAUCUCGGUCAAACGUCUUCUACACAGAUACAUGGAGUCUGGGUGUGGUACGGUAAAAUUUUGGGAUUAUCAAGCAAAUUGAACAUAUUCUAUGGCUUGGUGACAAUUGGUAAGAAUUUUCUAAAAUCAUGCAAUAUGUAGUGUAAUUGUUAGCUUUCAUAAGUUAAGAGAAGUAAUUUAAUCAGGGGCUAACCAUUGUAUAAAGACUCAUGGCAAAUGUACACAGUGUACAAAACCAUUAGGAACACCUGCUCUUUCCAUGAGACUGACCAGCUGAACGCUAUGAUAAAUCCACUUCAAUCAGUGUAGAUGAAGGGGAGGAGACAGGUGAAAGAAGGAUUUUUAAACCUUGAGACAUCAUGGAUGUGGUGUGUGAAUGGGCAAGACGGGGUAUGGUAAUAGGUGCCAGGCACACCGCUUUGUGUCAAGAACUGCAAUGCUGCUGCGUUUCACAACAGUUUCCUGUGUGUAUCAAUAAUGGUCCACCACCCAAAGGACAUCCAGCCAACUGGACACAACUGUGGGAAGCAUUGGCAUCAACAUGGGCCAGCAACCCUGUGGAACCCUUUCAACACCUCGUAGAGUUCAUGCCCCGACGAAGUGAGGCUGUUCUGAGGGCAAAAAGGAGGGAUGGCUGCAACCCAAUAAGUGUUCCUAAUAUUUGCUAUACUCUGUGUACACAUGUCCCAACAUGCUUUCACACACACACAAUCUGAGUGAACAUCACAUUGAGAGAACGCAUAUAAAAUAUUGCAGUUGAGCCAACCUUAAUUUAUAUUUUAAAGUUAACCUAAAGAUUUGAACUAGAGCCAUUUAUUAAAUGUGUCAGGUUAAAACAAAAAGUAUAAACCAAUGAAACAAAAUGUACAUCAAAUUGAAAUGAUACAAAUCCCAAAAUAAAACAUUAAAUCUACACGUGUCUAUAAAAAUGAAAAGUGGUAAUAAGUUAACUUCUUCAAAUAUUGAGACCUAUUUACUUGUAUCAUUUCUACAACUAAAAAAGGUGCCGCAGGAUUAUCUAUGGACAUGUUGCUCUCUAUAUAUAUUUGUAUAUACUAUGUCACGGGGUAGUAGAACCCAGUAGUAGCAGCAGCAAGCG
This is a messenger RNA of Oncorhynchus kisutch (coho salmon), 5549 nucleotides long. RefSeq names its product protein-L-isoaspartate O-methyltransferase domain-containing protein 2-like. The record is from RefSeq and is a predicted model, not a curated record. Gene Ontology annotation, biological process: protein modification process. NCBI's taxonomy places the organism in Eukaryota, Metazoa, Chordata, Actinopteri, Salmoniformes, Salmonidae. Gene Ontology annotation, cellular component: cytoplasm. The transcript is spliced from 6 exons. Gene Ontology annotation, molecular function: protein-L-isoaspartate (D-aspartate) O-methyltransferase activity. Bases 167 to 1351 code for a protein of 394 amino acids.